CGUACGCGCAUGCGUGGUAUAGCCCCGUCGUUUCAAUGCUGCGGCGGGAAAGCCUGCCUUGACAUCACCUCGAACGACAACAACAACACUCGGUCAUAAAAUCAGCGUCCAUAUUAAGUGAUGAAGCCAGUACGAGGUUCCUCCAGACCAUCGAACAUGAAGAUCAGAAAGAAACCUGGAGAAAAAUCUUCAGCACCUCAGGAGCCCCGUAAAGAGACGGUUCGCCAGAAGCCGUCCCAGAAGAAGAAAGGAGGAUCUUCGUCCAAUAAAAGCAAGAGCAAUGGUCAGGAGAAGUGGGUGCCACUGACCCGGUCGUCCAUCAUAGGGCUGAAGACCAUUGUGGACCAGUCCAUUUUAAAGACUCUUGGCCUGAAUCGGCGGGAGAAGGAGGAAACGUAUAAACAUCUUAACAUCCUAAAAACAAGGUUGGUGGGUGCGUGCGCUGAGCUGAGGGUGCCUCCGUUGACCCGGGGGGACUUUGAGACAGAGAGGAUUGCCAGUCAGCUGCAGGAGGAGGGCAGGAGAUCUCUCAACGGGAAGAAGACCCUGAGCAGGCUGGAGUCUGACCUAGAUAACCUGCUGGUUGCUCUAGAGGAGAUAGAGGAGGAGAAGAAACCCCUGGAGAUGAGCUGUAGCUCCCUGAAGGGUCAGCUGGAGGAGGAUAAGGCUGUAGAGAUGUUGCAAAUGGCUGAGCGAUGUGUGCUCCGUAUUCGCGCUCCACCAACACACAAAUACACAUCGACACUACAGGCCCAACUCAGCAGCACGGUGCCUAGGGGAGAGGGCGAAGGGAUGGCCAGACGUCUGGGAGACAUCCUGCUGACCUCUGCACCCCUGCAGGACGCCCGCCUUUUGCUGGCCAACGCUGGACAAUUCACAGACGGGCUGCUCUCUACUGGACCUUCUGGAUCUGACUCAGUAGACCUACCGCAGACCUGACCCAGUAGACCUUCCAGCGAGCUGGAGGGCUUACCAGAGGGCUUACCAAGAAGCUCCACCCAUAGCCGUCCGAGUAAGCCUUCCAGCCAGCUGACCGUGUAGGCCUACCAGCCAUCUGAUCUAGUAGAUCUACCGAGGACCACACGUACAACGACCAGAGAGCUGUCCUCGUAGACCUACCAGCCAUCUGACCUGGUAGGCCUACAAGAGAUCGGUCAGAGGUAACCCAGUCCUCGUUCCCGAGAGAGCUCCACCAGGAAGUAGCAUUUCAACAGUUACCUUGGAUCUAUGAUCGUCCCCGGUUUUGUUCAGGCUGCAGUCCUGUUGACAGGAAGAGAUUACGCUUUUAGUGUUUGUGAAGCUUUAUCUUGGGCAUGUCAAUUGCUAAGGUACAUAAUGCUAUGUUGCUUAGGUUUUAUUUCAUGAUUUAUGUGUCCAGGCCAAAGCUAAAUGUGUUUUUUUCCAAAGUGAUGCGUUCAAAUAUAUUAAUAAUAAAUAAUUGAUUGUG
Messenger RNA from Gadus macrocephalus (Pacific cod), 1447 nucleotides. It is a transcript of the gene cenpq, whose product is annotated as centromere protein Q. Lineage: Eukaryota; Metazoa; Chordata; Actinopteri; Gadiformes; Gadidae. The coding region runs from base 121 to 939 and encodes 272 amino acids. The record is from RefSeq and is a predicted model, not a curated record. The transcript is spliced from 9 exons.